Molecule: messenger RNA, 2441 nt
Organism: Bactrocera dorsalis (oriental fruit fly)
Lineage: Eukaryota; Metazoa; Arthropoda; Insecta; Diptera; Tephritidae
Gene: Paip2
Product: polyadenylate-binding protein-interacting protein 2
Exons: 4
Coding region: 273-647 (124 amino acids)
Biological process (GO): negative regulation of translational initiation
Cellular component (GO): cytoplasm
Molecular function (GO): mRNA regulatory element binding translation repressor activity
Source: RefSeq, a predicted model, not a curated record
CAGUCAGUCAAUCGCGUUCAUUAGCUCACAACAUACUUCAACACAAAAAGUAUUUAUGUAUUAUUGAAUAUAUUCGACGUUUUUAUUUUGUUUAUUCUCGUUUUGCCAUUGUUUUCUACGCAGCUGUUUUGUGAAUUUUGAAAUUUACGAAAACAUAAGUUAAUUUAAAUAAUUUCUGGUUAAAACAGGAACAUUUUUACAUAUAAUAAAUUGCGUUGUAGCGAUAAAAUAAGAAUAAUUGUAAAAGCUUCAAACAAAAACUGACAAACAAAAUGAUUUUGAAAGUUCCUUCAAAUGAUUGGUCCGACCAAUUUGAAUAUGUAGUGGAGGAGGAUGAUUCGCUAUCAGAUUUAGAAGACGAACAAGAUUUCUCUGAGUAUCUCUGGAUGGAGAAUGAAGAAGAGUUCGAUAAGAAUGAAUUAAAACGUCUCGAAGAAGAGGACAUUAUGAAAGAGUGCUUUGAAGCAAUGCUAGAGGACGAACUCGAAGCGGAACUGGCUGAAUGGCAGAAAGCAAAAGCCGAAGAAUUAAAUGCUGCAUUAUCCUCGCUAGUUGUGAGCGAAUACAAUGUGGAACAUUCCAUUCUGAACCCGCUGGCCGCUGAGUUUGUACCACAAAAGCAUAUAAUUGGACUGGGUACUUCAUAAACUUUAUAUUAACUAAUAACGCCCUUAACAAGAAUAUAACGCAACACUCGACGAUCAAAUCAAAUCACCAACGGAACGCAUCAGCAAAAACUAUAUGAAAUUGUACGUAAUGACCCGAAUAACACACACAAACUCAAACCAAAACAACACAAAAAGUAAACAAAAAAAUUCUAAUACUCUUACUGAAGUAUAUUUAAGAAAUACCAAAACAAAACAAAAAAAAACUAAUUAACCUCUAUGACAAUGCUGCGGAGUAAUGUGGGUAAUAUUUACUCGGUAUUAUGUGCAAGCAUUCGUCAAUAAAUAAGAGAGGUACAUAAAACUACGAAUAAAAAUUAUAAAAAUACAUAUGAGGUAUACAACAAAAAACGCUUAAAACUUAAAACCUAAGUAAAGCUUAAAACAAUUUUAAAUUACACAAACUGACUGUUUGUUGCCCUGCAUUAGUUCCAAAAUUUUUUAAAGCUAAUAAUUCAGAAAGUUGUUUGUUGCAAGUCCAACGUACAAAUUGCUUUUAACUUAUUGUGGGUAUUCACACAUUUAUAUAGAUAUACUUUUUCAUAAAUACCUCGACAAAUUGCUUUCGAAUCGUCCUUGUCUUUAUUUUGGAGACGUGCUAUUUGAUUCAAGAAGACACUUGCCUCAAACUGCGUUAAUAGUGCAAACGAGAAUGAGAGCAUUUUGGUCAUUUUUUGUUUGUUAUAAAAACAUUUAACUAGUUUUAAAUAAGUAAUAAAAUGAUAAAUUGUUAGUCCAGGAUUUUAGAAGAUUUAAAAAUUCCAUAUGUGAUCCUAAUUACUGUAGCUUUCUGUAUCAAAUGUUCAUAAAUGUGUUUUUUUUCUAUUGUUCUUACAUUUUACUUAUGCGUUUGUAAUUCAAUACACCAUUAAAUUAUAUCGUGAUAGACCGACACAUUAUCUACAUACGCAUACACAUACACACAUAUAUAUAUAAUAUUGUCCUGUCUAUAUUUAUAUAUUUUAGUGUACUAAAUUCUAUAUAAACCACACCGACAUACCCAUCACUACCUUCUUUUAGCUUUAAUGGGAAUUUUGUAAGAUUAUAUGUAAUUUAAAAUUGAGCAAAAAAAAUUAAUAAAGUCAAAUGUAAUGUCUGAAAUUACAAGAAUACAUACAUAAGAGGCGUAUUGAUAUGCUUAACUAAUAAAGCAAACAUUAAUAAUGCAAUAAACAUGUGUAUGUAAAUGAAUUUAUAAUGCAAACAUAGAUAUACAGAUAUACAGUAAUUAAAAAAGAAUUAUUAUUACAUUAACGUAGUAUAUAUUUUAUUUAAUAAAUGCGCAAGCGUAAUGCAAAAUUGAAAAUGGUAGAUACUCUAAUAAUAGUUAAUUUUGCCAACUCUUUAUAUACAUAUAUAUAGAUAUACAUAUAUAAUAUAUACGCCACUCCAACUUUAUGUAUGUAUGUAUUUUUACAUCAGCCUCAUAAUAUUGACCUGCUUCGUGCAAGAAUUAUCUCAAAGACUAAUGGAAAAAAUACUGUUAUAGUAGUUUAUGAUUAAUCCUUAAAUACUAUAUAAUAAAAAUAAAAAACAAGUUUGUUAUUAGCAAAAGUGUUUGAUAAAUGCGCAUGCGUCUAAAUACGUACGUAUAAUUUAUCGUAGCACAUUAAAUAUGCAAGACAUGAUCAAAAAAAAUACAUAUACUAUUACUUACCUUUAUGUGUGAUAUAAAAAUAGAAAAACUUAAAAAAAAGUUAAAAGUAAGUUAAAAAGCAAAGCAAAAAAAGAUAAAAACUAAAAAAUCUGAAUAAAAAGUAUUAUAGCAAUUAGAAA